GCCUUCGUCAUCAUCAGUACGCACGGCGGCGACAGGAGCUCCUGAGUCGGCAGGGAGUGACGGGCAUCCCACCGCUAUUCUCUCUCAAUGCGAGAAAAACACUAACAGAGAGGAAAGAAGAACAUCGGCGAAUUUCCCCCCUAACGAAAGUCCCUCUGCAAACUCCGAUGGAUUAGUCUGAAUUUUCUGUGAAAGUAGAGAAUGGGCUGUGUCCAAUGUAAGGAUAAAGAAGCAGCAAAACUCACUGAUGACCGGGAGACCAGCCUCUCACACAACUCGGGGUACCGCUAUGGGUCUGACCCCACGCCGCAGCACUACCCCAGUUUCGGGGUCACCACCAUCCCCAACUACAACAACUUCCACAGCGGCGCCACACAGGGGGUGACGGUGUUCGGAGGAGUCCACACGUCCUCGCAGUCUGGGACACUGCGGUCCAGGGGAGGAACAGGGGUGACUCUGUUUGUGGCUCUUUACGACUACGAGGCCAGGACAGAGGAUGACCUCAGCUUCAGAAAGGGGGAGAGGUUCCAGAUCCUCAACAGCACUGAGGGAGACUGGUGGGAGGCUCGCUCUCUCACUACAGGUGGAACUGGUUACAUUCCCAGCAAUUAUGUGGCUCCAGUGGACUCAAUCCAGGCUGAGGACUGGUAUUUUGGUAAAUUAGGCCGAAAGGAUGCAGAGAGGCAACUGCUCUCCAACGGCAACGCCAGAGGCACUUUCCUCAUCCGUGAGAGUGAAACAACCAAAGGGGCCUACUCCCUCUCCAUCCAGGACUGGGAUGACAUCAAGGGAGACCACGUCAAACACUAUAAAAUUCGCAAGCUGGACAGCGGAGGUUACUACAUCACCACCAGGGCCCAGUUUGAGACGCUCCAGCAGUUAGUGCAGCACUACUCUGCGAGGGCCGCAGGGCUGUGCUGUAGACUGAUCAUGCCGUGCCACAAAGGCAUGCCUCGCCUGACCGACCUGUCCGUCAAAACCAAAGACGUGUGGGAGAUCCCGCGGGAGUCGCUGCAGCUCAUCAAGCGUCUCGGCAACGGCCAGUUCGGAGAGGUCUGGAUGGGCACAUGGAACGGUACCACAAAGGUGGCGGUGAAGACUCUGAAGCCUGGCACCAUGUCGCCUGAAUCCUUCCUGGAGGAGGCUCAGAUCAUGAAGAAGCUCCGACAUGACAAGCUGGUGCAGCUCUACGCUGUGGUGUCCGAAGAACCCAUCUACAUCGUCACAGAGUACAUGAGCAAAGGGAGUUUGCUUGACUUCCUCAAGGAUGGAGAAGGACGAAGCCUCAAACUGCCAAAUCUAGUAGACAUGGCAGCUCAGGUGGCAGCAGGCAUGGCGUAUAUUGAGCGGAUGAACUACAUCCACAGAGACCUGCGUUCUGCCAACAUCCUGGUUGGAGACAGUCUGGUGUGCAAGAUUGCUGACUUUGGUCUGGCCAGGCUCAUUGAGGACAAUGAAUACACGGCAAGACAAGGUGCAAAGUUUCCCAUUAAAUGGACUGCUCCUGAGGCUGCGCUCUACGGGAAAUUCACCAUAAAGUCAGACGUGUGGUCAUUUGGCAUCCUGCUGACAGAGCUGGUGACCAAGGGCAGAGUGCCCUAUCCAGGCAUGAACAACCGCGAGGUGCUGGAGCAGGUGGAGAGAGGCUACCGGAUGCCCUGCCCGCAGGACUGCCCCACGUCCCUGCACGAGCUGAUGGUGCAGUGCUGGAAGAAAGACCCGGAGGAGAGGCCCACCUUCGAGUACCUGCAGGCCUUUUUGGAGGACUACUUCACUGCCACUGAGCCUCAGUACCAGCCGGGGGAUAACCUCUGAGCGCCGCUGCCCUCAUCUCAUGUCAUUUCAUCGCUUCCCACCAGAGGGAGCCAGACACCACCUAUUCUCUCUCAUCAUGUGGCAUCAUCGACUGACUUCUUGACUUCCAAGCCUCACACACAUAAAGACAGAUGGUGAUGCCACAACGGCAAACUGACUAUCAAAUCAGAGGAUGUUUUGGAGGUGGGAGGGGGCGCUGAGACGUGACUGCAGAGUUGAAAAAUGACUGCCAUGGGUGAAAGAGAUGAGUUGUGUUGUGUAACUUGUAUGUAGUGUAAAUAUAAAUUGCUUGUUAUCUCUUUUUGUUUCCUUUUAUAUUACUUUUGAUAUUUUGGAAAUGUGUGGAUUUUUUUUUUUAAUCCAAGGUCAAAGUUAUUUCAGAAUUUUACGGCUCGUAGAAAACGUGUGAGGCUUGGUAACAGAUAUUGACAUAAUAAUUGUAGGAAUGGUAAUAGUUAGACAUUGUGGACUGAAAUAUCUCAGAAGUUUUUCUGGGAGUCCACUGACCUUUUUUUACUAAGUUAAUACUGUAUAACGAUACUGCUCCUCUUCUCAAGGAACUUAGAUGUACUAUAACACCUGUUCUUGCCUUUUCAUGUUUAGUGAUAUUCUUAUAACGUAAGGGAAUGCCUUCAUGCUUUCUACACACUAACUAAAUGCCUAAUGCAUCAUAGAGUCCAUUACCCAAACGUGUAUGGCAUCUGCACUGAUAUUAAGUGCAUCCAUUGCAUUUCAGCUUCAGCCAAUGAUUUAUAGAUCGGCCUAAAGUAUCUUUUAGUUCAGCCCCCUCGCCCCCUCCCACCAACAGCAACCAUUGUUCGGGUGACUGCUUAUUAUAUUGAGGAUAUUUUAAAAGCAUUGUUAAAUGGCAGCAGGCUGUGUUAGAAUUCUGCUUUGAACAUUCAGAUUGUCUUUUUCGCUUGAGCGGCCAAACAAACUAACUGCCACUUACAUGACAAGAACGAAGAAUUCAAACCUGUGUUUGUCCCUCCUUAAUGUGUAACUGGAAAUAACACGUUUUUUACGAGACCAAACGUGUUUAUUUCAUUGUCUGUGUUUUUUUUUUGUUUUUUUUUUCUUCCUUUGCUCAACAUUUCAGCCAGUCUUGUGUGUCGUUUAAUAUUACGUACAUGAUUCUGCAAGAACACCUGCAACUCUGGAUGACACCUUAUCAUGCUCAAGUAUCAGACUUCUCUCUCUGGGUGAGAGGGUGCAUUCCAGGACAGUACAACAUUUCUGUGUGUAUUUUUGUUGCUUUCCAGGGGUGGAAAAGUGAGCAAAAAACUCUUUUUUUGUGUCACUUUGUUUACCCUAAUUCAGUAGAUAUACGGGAAAUGUUUUUGGUCUCUGUAUUAUUUAUUGUCUCUGUCUGUUACUUGUACACAACUGGUUUUGAAAUAAACAAUCUUGCCAUCA
Thunnus maccoyii (southern bluefin tuna) is the source of this 3231-nucleotide messenger RNA. RefSeq names its product FYN proto-oncogene, Src family tyrosine kinase a (gene fyna). The transcript is spliced from 12 exons. The record is from RefSeq and is a predicted model, not a curated record. Gene Ontology annotation, cellular component: extrinsic component of cytoplasmic side of plasma membrane. Bases 202 to 1815 code for a protein of 537 amino acids. Gene Ontology annotation, molecular function: ATP binding; signaling receptor binding; non-membrane spanning protein tyrosine kinase activity. Gene Ontology annotation, biological process: cell differentiation; protein phosphorylation; cell surface receptor protein tyrosine kinase signaling pathway. NCBI's taxonomy places the organism in Eukaryota, Metazoa, Chordata, Actinopteri, Scombriformes, Scombridae.